GGAGAGCACCGACGCUCCUACGAGACCGUUCUUCCACUCGCCACAGACCUCGGCCUAACUGUCGACACCUCCUGCAAGCGGAAUAAAGUCCACUGCGUCGCAAAAGCAGUCAAUGACUAUGACGGACCCGGCAAUAUCCUGAUCUCCUGGCGGCAUAGAAAGAUGAGAGAGUUGGUUCAGGCGUUGGGGUAUGAUGAUGCGCCUGAGUAUCCGGAUGAUCGGUUUGAUCUGAUCUGGACCAUUCCGUUCCCGUAUGACAAUAUCACGGACAUCCGCAGUGAGGACUGUCCUGUGUUAGAUAUUCCUGAGGAAUUGACGGUUGAGCUUUGA
Messenger RNA from Aspergillus nomiae NRRL 13137, 330 nucleotides. Its product is annotated as putative phosphoglycerate mutase family protein. The record is from RefSeq and is a predicted model, not a curated record. The transcript has 2 exons. The annotation marks the transcript as partial. NCBI's taxonomy places the organism in Eukaryota, Fungi, Ascomycota, Eurotiomycetes, Eurotiales, Aspergillaceae.